Messenger RNA from Mesocestoides corti, 1746 nucleotides. The record is from the annotation of a GenBank genome assembly. NCBI's taxonomy places the organism in Eukaryota, Metazoa, Platyhelminthes, Cestoda, Cyclophyllidea, Mesocestoididae.
AUGCGUGUAGCGGUGGAGAGGAAAACGGGCACGUUGUUGGAAUCGGUGAUCUGUGGGAGGGAGGGAGGGUGGGCGGAAAGCUACGAGUGCUACGCAGAGCUGUUGGCCCAGUCUGGUGGCGGCGUUGGCUUGGCUACCAGACUGCCUCCACUCGCCAACGCCCCGUCGACCAGCCUCGACCCGCCCACGGCCCUCUCGAUCGCCCGGAACAAGAAGGACCUUGAGGAACGCGACUGGUACUGGGGCGACAUCUCGCGGUCAGAGGUCAGUGAGAUCAUGCUCGGUCAACCGGACGGUGCCUUCCUCGUGCGUGACGCCUCCGCGGGCUCAGCGAGCGCCUUCACUCUCACCGAAAGGCACGUGAUCCGAGGUUCUUCGGUGGAAUCCCUGACUAGUUCCACCUCGAGCAUGGGCGCUGAGGUUUCCCAAAUCGCCAUGCAGUUCGGUCUCGAACAGGGCUGUUUUUGCCGCCAAUCGAAAACGGGCAAUGCAACUGGCCGCGGAGGCGUCGUGAUCGAACGAGAUCCACGGUCGCACAUGCCGACGCGUGCCGGCGUGCUCGCAUCACUCCUGCCCCCAAAAGAGCCACCACGCGCUGUCAAAACGCCCUGCGCGUCUGGUAGUAUUGUCGUUGAAAGGAAAAUGCAGUUCUUUUGGCGCAACUUCACCACAAUCCUCUUCCGGAUCUACCACCGAGGCGACGUCUUCGACAUUACCAACCCCCCCUCGCCGGGCUUCCCUCUGGUCUCGAGUCUGGUAGCGCACUACCAGCAGCAGGGGGCGCUCACGGGCGUCGAGGUGCCCACCCCGCGUCUCCUGCAUCCCGUCACCCGCCGCAACUUCAUCGACCUGCCACCCUCGCAUCUCGCCUCGGCGGCCAGUUCCGGCCAAAUUGUCCAGGGCCUCCUGGCUGCCCUCAAAAACACCUCCGUUGAACUGACUCGCUUCCAGGUGCAGGUGUCCGAUGUGAACCGGAAAUUGACCGAGCUGAUACACAAGAUGGCCACCACGACAAACCAGAUGCGUGCUCUUGGCCUGGCGCAGGACUGGCUGGUGAAGACGAACUACCAGUUUUCGCGCAACCAACAGGCUCUCCCUGGCGUCAGUCAGGACGCCCUGGCAAAGUACGUGUCCAUCUUCGAGAAGCGUCUGGCGUGGACUCGUGCCACGCGUCUGGAGAAACGGCGCCAGCACAACUCCCUCCUCGACCGCACACGCCAGGUCUCCGAGAGCCAGGUCGUGCUGUGCUCGAAACAACACCAAGUCAGCCGUCGGAUGCAGGAGAUUCGGCGUGAGUUGAAGCGUCGCGGAGUCUCCGACGAGGUCAUCAUCGCCUUCGACACGGUUGUCACGGACGGGGCGCCUUCACAGCCGCCGCCACCGUCGACGGCGGUGGUGCCUGCGUCCGACGGCCAUCCCACCAGUCUGAAACGGAGUGAUUGGUUCGCGGACGUCUCGAGACAACUGGCUGAGAGCAUCUUGUCCAACAAACCCUCGGGCACCUUCCUCAUUCGACCCUCGGCCGUCCCUAAUCGGUUCGCGCUCUCUGUCAGAACGGGCACGAGUAUCCAGCACUGCCUCAUCUACUGCUUGCACAACCGCUACGGCUUCUCCGAGUCGUCGCUGCCGUUUCUCUCCCUCGAGGAGUUGGUGGCGCACUACCGGGUGUCUAGUCUGGCACAGCACAACGCCCUCCUCGACACCACCCUCACUCUACCCGCCUUCGCCCCCUCGUCUCCGCCCUAG